GCACUAGCGUUUAGUGGUCAAAUCUUAGACUGAGAAAAAGUAAACAAAAUAAAUAGUAUUAUAAUAUAUUAUUUUUAAAUAGUGUGUGGUGUUUAUAUGUGUUUGUUAUAAUAAGUGUCAGUGAUGGUCACAUGGCUCCUGUUAAUAGUGCUGGCGGUUUCCGCCGCCGGCCUACAACUCAAUGACGAGGAGUACUUCUCUUUGCCGCGGCUGUACGCGCUGGACGACUGGGAGGCGUGCGCGGCGCGGCGCGGCACCUACUGCCUCGGCGCCUUCGAGCUGCGCGCGCACAAUAACCCGCAACUCUUGCAUGUCGCACGGCACUUUUCCGACGGCCCAUACCAAUACAACCACACGCUGAUCCACCGAGGACUAUGUCUGUCCACCUCCUGCAAGCACAUGCCCCCCACAACUCCUGGAGAGACGUUCAGCCGCUGCGUGAACAACUUGACGAUCGCCCAGUAUGGCCUCGGCACCAACCUGACGACCUUCAACUACUGCAGCAGACCAGGCAGCGAAGGGAAGCCGGUGGAUACCUGGGACAUGGCUUUCUUGUACAUCACGGGUCUGAUACUGCUGAUGAACGUGGUGGGGACAGCUUAUCAUGUCUUCAGAGUCAAGGACACAGAGAACGAGACAGAGAAACCUUACAAGCAAUUAAUGGCCUGGUCCGUCGUGGCGAGCUGGCAGCGCUUGACGGCAGAUUAUGGAGACAGCGACCCAAGGCUGAGCGCGCUUCAACCAGUGCAUGGGGUCAAAGCCUUGACGUUGAUACUAGUGAUCCUGGCUCACUCAGUUGUGGCCUACCACGGCGCGUAUCUUUUCAACCCUCAAUACUUCGAAAAGGUGGGUCCCCAUGCCCCAGCUGCCUUCAUGCAGAACGGUACCUCCAUCGUGCAGACCUUCAUGCUCAUCUCCAGCUUCCUGCUGGCCUACAACCUGCUGCUGCAGUCAGACAACCCGAAGAAACAGCUCAGCAUCACCAUGCUGCCACGCUGUCUUAUGCAUAGGAUCGCUAGGAUCUCCCCUCUGUACCUGUUCGUGCUGGGCGCGGCGACGUCGUGGUGGGCGCAGGGCGGCGCGGGCCCGCUGUGGCCGCCGCUCGUGCUGGCCGAGGUGGCGCGCUGCCGCCACAAGUGGUGGACGCAGGCGCUCUUCCUCGACAACUUCCUGCAGACACAUGACAAGUGUCUCAUUCAUACCUGGUUCCUCACAGUGGACAUGCAACUGUACGUGGUGUCAGCGAUCCUGACGCUAGUGCUGGGCAGAUGGCCGCGCGCCGCGCUGAGGGUCCUGCUGGCACUGACGCUCUGCGCCGUGGCCGCCAACUUCGCCAUCAUAUACCACUGGCAGCUGCAGCCCAUGGUGCUGCUCAUGACUCCUGAGAACAUGCGGACCCUGUUCGUGGGCUCGCGCUCGUUCAUCUGGCUGUACACGGCGCCGUGGGACAGCGCGCCCGCCGCGCUGCUGGGCGUCGCGUUAGCCUUCCUCCUCCGCAGCCAGCACAGCGACGGCUACCGGCCGCAGAAUAGCCUGUGCAUCCGCGUGCUGUACCGCGUGUCGGUGCCGGGUCUGUUCGCGUGGGUGCUGGCGGGGCACGGCAUGAAGGCCGUGGCGCACCCGCUGGCGGUGAGCGCGUUCGCGGCGAUCGACCGCCCCGUGUUCUCCUGUCUCAUCGCUUGCGCCUUGUACGGCUUCUUCAACAAGAUUGACAGACUCUGGUGGAAGUUCCUGUCGUGGCGCGGCUGGGCGGUGCUGAGCCGCAUGUCGCUGUCCAUCUACCUGAUCCACUGGCUGUUCACCCUGACGCUGCUGGCUCAGCGCACCAACACCACCAGGGCUUCCGCCUUCGAUAUUGGUGGACACUGGCUCAGCACAGUUUUCCUGUCGUACUGUGCAGCGUUGCCCCUGCACUUGCUCAUAGAAGUACCAGCGAUGAAGUUCCUCCAGUCUAUUAGUCCAUAA
Messenger RNA from Helicoverpa zea (corn earworm), 1965 nucleotides. RefSeq names its product O-acyltransferase like protein-like. The transcript has 12 exons. The coding region runs from base 124 to 1965 and encodes 613 amino acids. The record is from RefSeq and is a predicted model, not a curated record. NCBI's taxonomy places the organism in Eukaryota, Metazoa, Arthropoda, Insecta, Lepidoptera, Noctuidae. Gene Ontology annotation, molecular function: acyltransferase activity, transferring groups other than amino-acyl groups.